GUUAACUGAAUCAUUCUCAUUGCUUUUCAUUCAUUCUGCAGGUGCGAGUGGAAGCAUAAUCAUGACCACAUAAGGACCAAAGGAGACUGUAAAAGAAAGACAAUGAGUUCAGCAUCAAGGCAAAAGAAGAAAAAGAAAAAUAAAUUUGGUGCUACGUCUCCACCAUUUAUUGAUUACUUGAAGGAAAUUUUGAGAAGGUACCCAGAUGGGGGACAAAUAUUGAAGGAGCUGAUACAGAAUGCAGAUGAUGCAGGAGCUUCAACUGUGGUGUUUAUUCAUGAUGAGAGACAUUAUGGGACUCAAAGCCUGUGGACUGAAGAGCUUGGAAAGUAUCAAGGACCUGCUCUCUAUGCCUUCAAUGAUGCAGCCUUUACAGAGGAAGACUGGGAGGGUAUUCAGAGAGUUGGCAGAAGCAUCAAGCAGGAUGACCCAACGAAAGUUGGGAGAUUUGGGAUCGGUUUCAACUCUGUUUAUCAUAUUACAGACUUGCCAUGUGUUUUCAGUUCUGACCACCUAGCCAUUUUUGACCCACAAAAGAAGAUGUUUGGAGAGGAUGAAGAAGGCUAUCGAUGGUCUUUGAAUGAUGAAGAUGACAGAGAGAGCCUUUUGAACUUAAGAGAUCAGUUUCAGCCCUUUCAAAAUAUUGUCAGUCAAGUCAACAGUUGUACCUGGGAGAAGGUCAUCAGAGAUGAGCAAUACUUCAAAGGAACAAUCUUCCGUUUCCCUCUGCGUAAUGAGGCUUCUGAAAUCUCAGAUAACCUAUAUGACUCCACAAAAGUUACCCAGCUAUUUGACAGUUUCAUUGAUGAUGCAGACAUCAGUCUUCUUUUCCUGAGAAAUGUGUCAUCCAUUACUUUACAGCAUAUUGACACCAAUGGCCUCCGCAAUGAUAGGCUCAAAGUUUCAGUGUCAAAUCACUUUAUUACUGACCUUUCUCAUAUCAAGCAGGAAUCGUUUGACAGAAAAACAUGUUUUAAAACAGUAUCACAGAUUUCCCAGCAAAUGGAAGAAACAAAGUCCCAGUGGCUUGUGACGACUUGCCUUCUGAAACAGGGAUAUAUACCAGAGAUUGACUCUCUAGCUAAUAAGCUGAGCUUCUACCCUCAAGUUGAUACAGCAUUUCAGUUAGAUGAAGACAGAUCACUUUGCAAUGGGCGACUAUGUUGCUUUCUGCCACUUCCAAAUAAUGAAACAAACAAAACUGGGCUUCCCAUUCACAUCAAUGCUUGCUUUGGCCUGACAGACAAUCGGAGGUUUAUCAAGUGGCAAGAGGAGGAUCAGAAGAAUGAUGAGUCUGCGAUGUGGAAUGAGCUGCUCACAAAAUAUAUUCUUCCUUAUGUAUAUCUCAUGAUUAUCCUAGAGGCCAUUCAGUUAUCAGAAAACUCAGACCUGCCUUCCCUCACUGUGUACAAUCUUUGGCCUGACCUAUCGAAGACUGUACAUAAAGAGAGAUGGCAUGAAGUUGCAGCAGAUACUCUGAAAGGUCUAUUUGAAUAUAAGAUCUUUCACCUUGCUGAUGAUGAGCAAAUCUGGGUGUCUGUCUCAGAUGCAGUUUUUCCAGUAAACAAUAUAUGUAGUGACACAAUGUCUGCAGUGUCAAGAUUAUUGAUUGCUGAAGGAGAAAACCUGGUCACAGUUCCAGAACAUGUUUUGAAAGAUGUUCUGGAAAUCUUCCUUGAAAGUGAUACCUUAACAUGGGUGACUCCAUCUUAUGUUAGAGAUGUCCUUCACAGAAGUGAGGCUGAACAUCUCAGUAAAAAUGACAAAUACACACUUCUUGAAUUUGCUCUCAGUGAUGAAAAAUACAAAGAGCUACAAGGACUUAAGCUUCUGCCUCUCAGUGAUGGAACCUUUACUUCUUUUGGCAAUGGAGUGCAGAACACUGUUUUUAUUGACAAUGAGAAGUUUCCAAGAACAUUGCUGCCAUUUUGUAAACAAAGGUUUUUACCCAACGAUCUGAGCCAUUUUUGCACUAUGCAACUAAGGAAACUAGCAACAAAGGGCAUAUACAACAUAAUCAAUUUGGAUGCACAACAUAUUGUUGCACUCAUGAAGAAGCACUUACCCAUGGACUGGAAAGUGACCCAAGGUCACGUGACAUGGAAAACAGCAGAAGAUCAUCAUCCUCCAAAGAGCUGGCUGGCUGAAUUCUGGAAAUUUCUUAGCAGUGAAUGGAAUGACUUAAGCAGACUUAUAGACAUGCCUUUAAUACCACUGCAGCCACUGCAGAGUUCAAACAAUUCUAUAUUGUUAGCAAGAUUGCAAAGUAACUCAACUAUGAUCUUCCAGAGUAGCACAGGGUCCAACUUGUCAAAUAAUAUUCAGAAUGUGUUAAGAAUGGUGGGAUGUACAGUCAUAAAAAGAGAUGAAUGCCUUAGACAUCAUGACAUUGAGAGUUAUGUCCUUCCAGCUUCACCAAAAAAUGUUCUACAAGUCUUUGUAAACUCAAACAGAGACCAGGUCAUCAAAGGCAUUGCUUCUACUUCAUCACAUGUAAGAGAGGAGUUGAAAGUGUACCUCUCUUCUUUGGAUUCUCUCUCAGUUGCUGAACAGGAUCUACUUUGCAUGUUGCCAAUCUUCAGAAUGAUGUCUGGGAAAUAUGUUGCAGUUAAAUCAAAGCGAGCAGUCAUUUCAACCACCAAUCCAGCCAUUCCAAAUGAUCUGCCCAUGCCUGAUACCAUUGUACAGUGUGCAAAUGAAGCUGAUCGCAGACUUUUGACUCUUGUGAAAAUUGAACUUUUGGAUGCAGUUAAGGUCUCUGUUUAUUUGGUUGACUGCAUUAAGGCAGGCUUUUUCAAAAAUGGUGAGGAACAGACAAUAAUGACCUGGAUACUGAAUAAUGGUAGCAUUCUACUCUCACAAAGUGAGCAGCUGCUCACAAAAACAAAAAGUCUCAAUUUUAUUGAGACAACUCAGGGGGAACGCAAACAAGCCUCAGAUGUUUUUGAUCCAAGAAACAGGACAUUCCAAGACCUUUUCGAAACAGAUUUCUUUCCUCCACCUAUUUACACAAAGACCCAGGAAAUGCUUCAGAGUUUGCAACGCCUUGGCUUAAAGACAGAGCAAAAAGAAAUAUCAACAACAAACAUACUCCAAGUCAUAAAUCAUAUUGAAAAGCUUUGUGUUCACUCACCAGAUAAAGCAUUCAAAAAAGCAAAUGCUAUUGUUCAAGUACUGAAUGAGAAUGAUUUCCUUUCAAAAUUCACCAAGACGCAGAUAGGAGAGCUGAUGCAAAGGCAGUGGAUGCCUUGUGAAAAUCCAAAGUUCUUGAAUGGAAGAGAGGUUUCUACAGGUUUCUACCAGCCAGCUGAAGUUAGGGAUUCAAAGUAUUCUUCAAUUGUUGGAUAUGUAAUGCCCCUUACCUCUAAGCUAACAGGACAUGUCUGCAACCAUCUUGGACUUAAUGACCCCCCUCCAGCUGAAAAAGUCUUAGAGAACCUCUUUGCACUGAGAUCAAUGGUCAACCCAAAUUCAGAUUUUCAAUUUAAAAUCGAGCUACACAGUAUCUAUAAAUUCAUGCAGGACAACAUGAGAAAUUUCAGAGAUUUAAAGGACACAAAAUGCAUUCCCUGGGUCUGGAAUAAAAGUGAGUUUGUCUGUCCAGGAGAUAUAGUUUUAACCUAUCCACCUGAAUUGGAUCUAAGCCCUUACAUCAAGAAAGUGCCUGAAGAGUUUUUGCCAUAUGAAAACCUGCUAACGCAAUUUGGUGUGAAGAAAACUCUGUCUGAUGAGGAAAUUGAAGACAUGCUACAUGACAUAAAACAUAGAAUUGACUGCAGGUGUCCUCCUCAUGGAGACUCGACAGAACUUAAAGUGACAAUUGCCAUUCUUGACUGGAUGCGAAAAAAUGAGAAGCGUUUAAAGGACAGUACACCUGUGCCUGUCAUGGAACAAAACCAAAACUUUACUCUGCAGUCUUUAUCCAAAACAGUCUUCUGUGACAUAAGUACUGAAGGACUAGAAGACCUGAAACAGGACAAUGAGGAGUUCUAUGUCAUUCAUGAGGAAGUUCUACCCCUCACUGCAAGAUGGUUGAAAGUCCCAUUCUUAAGUACUCGCAUCUUAAAACCACAGUUCAUACAAGCAGAGCAAGCAUCCUUUGGUAUAGAACAAUGUGGGCAAUCUGAACCAAUUACUCAAAGAAUUAAGAACAUUCUUAAAGAGUAUGAUGAAGAAAGCGACAUUUUCAAAGAACUCCUACAAAAUGCUGAGGAUGCUGGGGCAACCAUGUGUAAAUUCCUCCUUGACUUCGAAACACAGAGACCCCCUGAUACCCUCUUUGAUGAUGGAAUGGCCCUCUGCAAUGGACCAUGCCUUUGGAUCUUCAACAAUGAGCUCUUUUCACAAGAAGACUGGAGAAACAUUGUCAAGGUGGGAUCAGCAUCAAAACAAAAUAAAGUUGAGAUGAUUGGAAAGUUUGGGCUUGGAUUUAAUGCUGUUUACCAUGUGAGUGAUAUUCCCUCAAUUUUGAGUGGAAAUAGCCUCCUCAUACUUGAUCCAAAUGUCACCCAUUUGGAAAAGCACAUACUCAGUAAAGGAAACCCAGGAAUUAAACUCAACCCAUUCCAGGAACGGCUGUACAAAAGAUUUCCUGGACAGUUUAAAUCUUAUGAAGGCAUUUUCGAUUGUGAUCUGUCAGCGCAAAACAGCAAGAAAGCUUACAAUGGCACCUUGAUAAAAUUACCAUUUCGCACCCUGGAGGAGGCAAAAAAGUCAGAGAUAAGUUCAAAGGUAUAUGACAAAGAACGCAUUCAGAGUUUUAAAAAUGUUUUGACUGACAACUCAGAAACUCACCUACUAUUUCAGAAGAAAAUUAAAUCUUUGUCCCUUCAAAUUGUCCCUGAAAAUGCAUCGACUCCUCCACAGGAUGAUCAGAUUCAGACACCUCUCAAAAUAUCCAGAGAAGUCAUGAAUUCAUUCGCUGUCUCAAACGGUACACCUCCACAAGAGAUCAAGAGCACUUUCAGAAAUACUGAUAUCACAUGCGACAACAUUAUUGAUGUUAACAAAGCACACAUCAUUAAAAUAGUUCAAGAGCACUCAGAGAGAUCCCUCACCCAGUACUGGCUUUUGUACUCAUGUUAUGGGAUGCAUGAUUCAAUGCAAAUGUUCCAGAAAAGAAAUGAUCAAGAGCAUGUAUUUUCAUUUCCAAUUGGAGGUAUAGCUGUACCUUUGCACAGAGAGGCAAAAACUAAAGCAUGGUAUGCUGAUGAAAGCCUCACUGGCCAUGCUUUUUGUUUUCUUCCUCUCUCGAUUAAGACAGGUCUUCCAGUCCAUAUAAAUGGGACUUUUGCAGUCACAUCAAAUAGGAAAGGCCUAUGGGAAAAAGGAGUGAAGUCUGAGUGGAACAAAGCUUUACUUAAAGAUGCUGUAACCUCUGCUUACAUCACUACACUGCUUGAGCUGAAGAAAAUGGCUCAAAAUAGACAUAUCCAGAACUAUUCCUUCUAUGCAUUCUGGCCUAACACGGAGAGAGUAAGCAAAGCAUUUUUACCCCUGGUCGAGUCUUUCUAUUCAGCAGUUGCGCAGAAUGGCAAUGGUAAAUCUCUGGAUCUUUUUAGCAAUGGACAUAAUUGGUGUUCUAUAGAGAAGGCGAGAUUUCUGAAUCCACAAAUUGAGAAGAGCCAAGCAGUUGGAGACAUUGCUAUGAAAGUGCUCUUGAGCUUUGGAGCUCCGUACUCCUGUGUUGUUUCUCUCCCAACAUGGGUAAGACACAGUUUUAAUUAUUGUGGCUUCAAGAAAAUGAUGAAACAGAAGACAAUCAAUUGGCCUGAGUUUUACAACAUUGUGUUUAAGAACUUGAGUGCUGUGGACAAAUGCAACAUAAAUUCUCUUGUCCUUAAUGCCAUUGACUUGAAUGAUCCUGCUGUUGAUGACCUGCUGAAAAGUCAUGCUUGCAUUCCAACACAUAAACGUCAGAAGCUUCAAUUUAUCAAGCGACUUGUGAAUCCUUCUGGCAAAGUGGCUUGUUUGUAUGCACUUGAGGAAGGAUGCAUUCUUGAAGGAACUGCAAAUGACUUCCUCUCACCAAAAAGGAUUCAAAGACUUUCAGAUUUGGGAAUGCUAAGUGACUGCCUCCCUAUAGAGGACAUCAUAGAGAGAGCGGAGAAGAUAUCUAGUGUUUGGCAACAGGAUAAAUCUAAAUUUCAUAAAUGUCUUCGGUGUCUCAUAGAGUCUAUGACAGACUCCUCAGAAGAUGUGAAUUCUCUGCACUGGCGCACACUGUCUCAAAUACCAUUCCUUCCUGCCUUAGCUCCUUUAGUUCAGAAAAACAUGAACACCACCAUACUUAAAAAACCCUCUGAAGUUUACAGUGCCCGUUGUCGCAAUUUGGUAAGCAUGACAGAAUUCACAGUUGAUCAUUCAAACCUUCAAAUACACAGUUAUGAUCCAGUUUUCCAAAAACUGAGAGUACGGACAAAUCCACCAGUUGAGACAGUGCUUCAGCAGCUAUUAAAUGCACACAAACACUGCUAUGCAUUUGAAAAGUCUGCUCUCCUUAACAUUGCUCAGACUUGCUAUGAAUAUCUCAACUAUUACUUGUUGGAACAGAAAGAUCCCAGUCCCAUUAUUUGCCAUGCAAAAUCAUACCCAUUCAUUUUCAUUGAGGAUCACUUUGUAAAUGUGAAAGCGGUGGCCAGAAGUGAAGAAUUUGAGGAGAAACCAUAUCUUUAUGUUCUUCCAGUCAUUUUCUCCAAAUUUGAGAGGCUGUGGAACUACCUUGGUGUCAAAAAACAAUUCACAAAGGAGCAAUUUGUUGCUGCAAUUGAGGACAUGAAGACUUUAUAUGGAUCUCACCCUCUUUCCAAAUUAGACCUCCAUAAGUGUACUGCAAUACUCGUGAAUGGACUGUAUAAACUCAAAGAAGAAAUUAUUAUAAACUGUCUCAUACCCGAUGAGAGCGGUGUGUUGACAUCUUCUAAAGAGCUGAGAUUCAAUGACAGCCCAUGGAUGCCUAUCUCUGCUGGUGUCCAGCUCUCCCAUGAGCUGAUACCUCGGCCUGUGGCCUGUCAUUUUGGUGUAAUGACAACAAGACACCAUACUCUGAAAGAACAUUUUGUCAGUGGGUUUUCCCUUCAUGCCAAAGAGUUUGGACAAACUGAGAAACUAACUGUCAGAAUAAAAAAUAUAAUUGAGGCAUAUCCAUCUAAAAAGGAUAUUCUGAAAGAGCUCAUUCAAAAUGCUGAUGAUGCAGAGGCAACAGAAAUUCACUUUGUGUGGGACAAAAGAAAACAUAAGAAAGAAAAGAUAUUUGGAACGAAAUGGGAACUGGUUCAAGGCCCAGCACUUUGUGUGUACAACAACAGAACAUUCUCUGAUGCUGACCUGAAAGGUAUUCAGCAGCUGGGGCGAGGAGGAAAACAUGGCACUUUAGGGAGAACUGGGAAAUAUGGACUUGGAUUCAAUUCAGUGUAUCAUCUGACAGACUGUCCAUCUAUUCUGACCGGUGACAAAUGGCUCUGCAUUUCUGAUCCAAAUCUAAAAUACAUGGAAGGUGUAACAAAACAGUCCCCAGGCCGCAUGUUUUUAAUGGAAGACAAUUUUAAAAAGUCUUUUGAUGAUGUUUAUCAUACCUUUCUUCCAGAAAUGUUUGAUCUCAAUUCUGGAACCAUGUUCAGGCUCCCUCUCAGGACAGAGAAAAUGGCAGAAAAAUCUGACAUAUCUAGACAUACAGUCACAGAUCGUGACAUGAAAGAACUUUACUAUGCCUUGACAGAAGAUCCUGAAGGAUUAAUUCUCUUCUUGAAACACAUCACAAAAAUAGAGUUUUUGGAGAUCAGUGAAGAUGGAAAACAUACAAAAUGUUCUUUCCUUAUCGAAAAGAUAUACAAAGAGGAGAGCAUGGUAAACAAAGAAAACUUUCAUACACACGUUAAAGAAUCCCUCAUGUCAGGAACAGCAGAACCCUGCAAAACCAUGUACAUCAUUCAGAUCUCAUAUGGAAAUAAACAAAGUAAGUGGGUCAUUGCAGAGUCCUUUGGCUUCUCAAAACAAAUUCAUGAGAGAAAAAACAAGCAGGGCUAUUUCAAAGUUCCCCAAGCUGCUCUGGCUGCAUGUUGGAGCAGCUCAUUUACCCACACAUUUACUGGUAGAGCAUUUUGUUCUUUGCCCUUACCUGGACAAACUGGUUUACCAGUUCACGUGAAUGCAAAUUUUGAAGUAGAUUCUUCUAGAAGGGACUUGUGGAAAGAGGAUGGUGAUAGUCUGAAGACUGAGUGGAACCAGUCGCUGAAAGUAAACAUCAUUUCACCACUCUAUGCUGACCUCCUCUUAAGUCUCUGUUCAGUCAUAAAGAAAGAUACACCUAGAACUCUUGUAUUCCUCAAGUCAGAGCUAGAGAAUUCUUGGCUGGAAUACUUUCCACGCAUUUCUCAGAAAGUAGACGAAGUCUGGCAUGAGAUGAUUCAUGAGGUCUAUAGAUCAAUUAACCAACGUGACCUUCUUGUCAUACCCACAGUACAUGCUGUUCCUGAGUCAUCACAUCUUUCACAACAAAAAUACACAGUUACCUGGUGCAGUGUGUCUGAACCACAUUCAGAAAAUUGUCCAUAUUUUACAACUGAGGACCAUGAAGGAAUUUUCGAAAUUUUAGAUGACGCCGGGAUGAAAUUAGUGCCAUACUCUUUGAAAAUGCAUGAAAUAAAAGCACAUUUUAAAGCAGCUGGUGUGAAUGUUACAGAAAUCAGUGCUUCAACAGUGAUGAACUUCUUGAAGCAAAGAUCACUGAAUGAUCCUUCCCAGACAACUGGUCAUUUGCCUUUGCCCAUCAACCAGACUUUGAUCAAAAACAAAACAAGAUGCUCAAAACUUUUGAACUUCUGCUUGACAAAUGUCAAUGAGAAAAUAUCCAUGUCCUCAAUGUUGCCUCUUCUCCUCACGGAAGAUCAGAUGUUAAGAGUCUUUGACUCUAGAUGCCCAAAGUUGUUCUCAAGAUUUAGCAGUCUUUUCCAAGGAAAUCAGGAGAUGUUUGCCGAUAUUGUUGUCAAUGGAAAGCACAUGCAAAUUCUACACAAGGGAAUGUAUAUUAAGAGCUUAACAAUUGCUAUGGCAGCAACAUAUUUGAAAACAGAACUUGAGCAACUGCUCAGGCAAUCAUUACCUGAUCAAAGGUGGCAGCUCUACAAAGCAGAGAAAGAGACAAUCAAAUGGCUGAAAACUUUAUGGAGCUUCUUUGAGGAUCAAGUGGAAGUCUGCAAAAAUGGAAAGCUGAAUGUCUUCAGUGAGAUAAAAAAGCACUUUGAAGAUAGUCCUAUUUUACCAGUCAUCUGCCCCAAUCAAAAUAACACCCGAUUCUUACAAACAAUGAGGAAUGUAUCAAAAGUGAUUUGGAGAUCAGAUGAAAAAAUAGCUUCCAUUCUCAUAAAACUGGGGUUCAUGAAACUAGACCGUAUCUUUUUCAACGAUCUCAUGGACUUCUGUUUCAAGUAUAUACAUCCAGAGCUCCUUCAAACAGUAGACAGCUGUGCUGUUUUGGGAGAGGUUUAUCAUGUACCUCAUUCCCAGUUUCAGGGGCUAUCAAAAGAUGAAUGUGUAGAUCUUCAACGCUUCUUACAGAAUGAGAUUAGAGAUUCCAAAAAGAAGGGUGAACAUGUGUGGAUGCUCAAGGCAUUGCCCCUGUUUGAGUCAAUAUCUGGAAAACGGGAAAGUAUUGAUUUACACAGAAGGGUGUUUAUUCUGAAUUCUAAGCAUCACAAUGACUUUCCAAAUUUGUACUGUGUCGAUGGAUGUGACAGUAUUUUCCUCAAACCCAGCUGGGUGAACUUGGAAUUGUCAGAAAUUCUGAACAUUCAGGUUCUAGAUGAUUUGGAGUUCUGUGUACAAUUCAUUCUUCUUUCUGUGCAUAAGAUGAAAGAGGCCAAACUUCUUGAUUUCAUGCGGUUGUUAGUGGAACUUGGACAUGGGGAUCAUAGGAUUGUCUCUGCAUUGAGAGAGGUCAGAUUUAUUCGAGACAUCAAUGGCUCUCUUCAGGUGGCUUCAUACUUCUAUGAUCACAAUGUACACCUUUACAGGGUAAUGCUUCCAAAAGAGAGAUUUGUUCCAGAAACGUUUUGGGAGAUUUUCCAAGAUAAGCAUACCAAAGCUUAUUUGCUCUUAAAGGACCUUGGAUUGAAACAUAACGUAUCUGAUGAGGAAAUCAUUCAUUUUGCAAAACAAAUUGAAUCUGAAACUAGAGGCGACAUUCCUUUAGAUGUUCUUAAAAAAAGAUCACAACUCUUGUUUAAGAUUGUUUUAUCAAAGAGUAAUGACAAAAACUCUAAAUUACUGAACAGAGUUGCUAACAUUAAAUUCAUCUUCCCAGUGAAAAUUCAUCAAACACUUUGUGAUUAUCACAAAGCUUUUGCACAAGAGAGAGAGGUUGUAGCAAUUAGUGGAUCAUUGAUUGACAGAGACAACAAUCACCAUUUUCUCAUAUGGACAUCGAUGCCAAUCCUACCCUCAGAACUCUGCUCACCACGUAUUGCAAAGAAAAUGAAGGAUGCUGGUGCCUUGGAGACUCCACCCCCUGGAAAAAUAGCUGCUAAUCUGAAAAACAUCUGUAUGUCUCAUUGCCGCACAGACAGACUGUUGGAGACAAGAAAAAACAUAUUUAGCAAAUCAUAUGCAUACCUACAGUCAAUAAAUUUUGAUGCCUCUCUGUUUGCAGACCUCCCUGUUAUCCUUGUGGAAAAUGGUACAGCACUUGUGAAAGCUCACCAAACAGUACUUGUACUGACUGAUGCUCUUGAGUUUAGGCCAUACUUGUACAAUAUUCCUUCAAUCUAUAUGAAAUUUGAAGACUUCUUCAAGAAGAUUGGUGUCAAGGAGAGACCUACUAUCAAUCAAUAUAGCACUGUUCUUCAAGAAAUCUAUUCUGAUAGUUGUGACAAAGACAGCCUUCAGGCAAAUCAGCAGAAAACUGUGAAACGUAUUGUACAACAGCUGUUUUGCCUGUUGAAACAGAAACAGAACAAAACCCAUUUUUACCUAAACAACCAUCUUUAUCUUCCUUCAACAGAUGGAAGACUGUAUGAAUCCAGCACUUUAUUUUUCAAUGACACCGUCUUCCAGGCUGCAAGACUUGAGGGUCCUUUGGAAACCAAGCUGAAAUUGCUGGAAAAAUUAAACUGCUGUCAUCUUGGAAAUGAUCACUAUGAACAUCAGAUAUUUUUGCAAUUCCUUCCUGAGCAAGUUCGCCCAAAAUUUCUUUCGGAUGUCAUUUCUGAAAACCUGGAGGGAACAAGUGUACAAUAUUGCGACUAUGAAGGGGAGUGUGAAUUUAGUGGCUGGUUUGACAAGCACUUGUCUUCUGCUGCAUUUCUUCAUGGACUAAUCUGUCUCAUCAGAGAAGAGAGCAAAGGUGGGGUUUCACAUUCUGAAGCUGCAGAAAAGUGUGAAGAAAUCUUUUCUAAGAUUCAAAUUAUCUGCUGUAAAACUCUUCAAACUGAGCUUCUUUUAAACCUUAAGCCACUUGAGGGUAGUAAGGCUGAAACAGAUGUUUAUGUGAAAAAACAGCAAGGUGGAUGCAGUUUCUACUUGAAACACAAUGAUGACAUGGCCCCCAAAGUUGUAAGUGAAAUUACCAUGUGUCUUACUAAAGAAAUCAAUGCUCUUCUAAAGAACUGUCUAACCACCUCAAGCCUUCUAGUUCUAGGGCAACUUCUGCAUUGUGACAACAUGGAGGAUGUGGAGAAAGCACUGGCAAAAUAUGGCAUUCAUAACAGUGGCUACAAGGAGGAAGGACAUGGUUCCUUACCAAAACCUGGAUUUUGUAUACCUGAAGAAUGGCAUGACUGCCUUGAUAUGAAUUUCCUCAACAACUUUGAAAGUGGAGAGUAUGUUGGCUGUAGUAAGGAUGAUUCUGGUGAAUAUUUGUACGCCAUUGUUAUUGAGCGAGUGGAUGAUCUACUGGAACAAAGAAGACAGUAUCCUGCCAGAUAUAAAAUUCAAGUUGGCAGUGAUGACUUCAUUGAAAUAAGCUCUCUUGACCUUUACCAAUUUAAAAGGGAAAAGAAGGCAACUGUAUCAAAAGGGUCCACUUGCACAGAUAUAGAACGUCUUUUGACAUCUGGGCCUCCACCCAAAACAGUCUUUCCUGAGACUUUGGAAGAGAUCAAAAGAGAAAUUGACCAAAGCUUAAAUGAAAUCUGGAAGAUGUCAAGUGAGGACAAACAAAAAGCUCUUAAACGUCUCUACCUCUGCUGGCAUCCAGACAAGAACCCAGGCAAAGAAGCACUUGCCACAGAGGCGUUCAGAUACCUGAAAAAGAGAAUUGAGGAACUACAACGAGGGACUACAACUACAACUACAACUGCACAGAGCACAUUCUCAAACUGGAGAGACUUUCGAGAUUUCUAUGACGUGUGGAACACAGAGGCACAAAGUCACAGGAGGGGACGCGAGAGGUUCUAUCAGAACUAUUCUAGAAGGCACUAUAACUUUUGGUCAUACCACAGAGAAACUCCAAGGCCAAACAGAGGGGAGGCAAAACGCUGGUAUGAACAGGCUCAAUGUGACAUCAAAGCAGCUCAUAAUGACACUGGAGGAGAUAGUUCAGAGUGGUGUCUGUUUAAAGUGCAUCAGGCUGUGGAAAAAGCCCUGAUAGCAUCAAUGUACAGGGGAAGUGGACACCAACCCAACAACUGCUCAAUAACUAGCCUUGCUCUACAGGUGUCCCAUUUCAGUUCACAGUUCGCUUCUUUACCGAACACUGUGAGGCAACUGACUGAACUUGGUGUUGAUGGCAAAAAAACACAAUAUCCGAACUAUCACCAAUUUCCUCACAUUCCAAACAAGCAAUUUGGUAUUAAUAAUGCCAUAAGGGCAUUGGAUAUUGCAACAAAGCUUUUAGAAAAAAUAGAAGAAUACAUAUCUUGAAAUAUUAUACUGUUCAACAGAGGCAACCAUUAGAAUCUUUUUUUUUUUUGGUAUAUGUUUAGCACUGUUAACAUGCAUAAUGGAAAUUCUUUCAUCUUUGGCAUUAAUAAUGCCAUAAGGGCAUUGGAUAUUGCCACAAAGCUUGUAGAAAAAGAAACAGAAGAAUACAUAUCUUGAAAUAUUAUACUGUUCAAAAUAGGCAAUAAAUAGGAUCUUUUUUUUUUUUUUUUUGUAAAUGUUUAGCACUGUUAACAUGCAUAAUAAAAAUUCUUAAAUAUUUGUAAUCAUGUUUUGAUAAUUGUCAAUCUGGUUAUCAUUUUGCUUACUAUUAUAUGCAACAUUUAUAUUAUUCCAUAAUGGACAUUCUUGUAGCAAACAGUAGAGCAUGGCAUUAGCAAUGGCAAGGUCAUGGGUUCAAUUCCCAGGGACUGAACAAAAUAAAACAUUUAUCUUAAAUGCAAUUUAAUUUUCUUUGGAUAAAACUGUCUGAAAAAUCUAAAUGUCCAUCAUUUAAAAGCAUGGGUUUUAUUAAGAAUUAAGAGAAGUCAAAAGCUGUUUCAACCAAAUAUUCACAAAACUGCAAGAAUUGAACACUAACAUUCACACAACCAUCCUGCAAUACAGAUCCUGUAUGUGCUUUACAAUCUCUGCAGCAAAACCACUUCUCGAGUCUAUUGCAAAAUAAAAUAUUACAUGAAUAGUGUCUUAUGUUGUUCCCCUUACUGUUUGCAAAAUUAAACUUCAAUUUGAGCAGCAUCUGGUUUCCUCCAUGCUACUGCAAAACCAUGCCAUAAAUAUUUGUAGUUUUCUGGUGUCCUAGUAAUAACUUAUUACACAAAUUCUGUACAUAAUUACAGCAGGCAUACUGCCCCUCCUUUAUGUAAUGAACACAAUAAAAGAGCAAGCAUUGUUAAAAGUGGUCUUUACGGUGCUGGCCAAUGCGGUGUACAGUGCGUCCGAAAAAUACAAGCAAAUAUCACACUUUAAUACAGUAAUGAAAAGAAGAAUAAAAGCCCUCAGCUGCAAUGGUCAUUUUUUCCUGAAAUAACAAUCUCAUCUGUUUGGUAUAUGUUUAAAUGAAUUAAUGGAAAAGGCUACUUUGUUUUCAAUAAGUAAUAUGUAGGCGACUAAAAUAGUUCAAACUUGAAAUGCUGUGAAUAAUGAAAAUUUGAGCAGAAAUAUGUAUUUUUAUUUUUUCAAAUUGGAACUUGGUUAACUAUAUAAGACUCUUCAUCUAUUCACUGUUAUUAGCCUGAUUCCUGUCCUGCACAGUCUAAAAGCUCACACAUGAAUUAAACAAUUUAUUAAAGAAUUGGGGGGAGUUAAAUACAAAUAACAAACAGUCCACAUGCAUAUGGAAAAUAUUUAAGGCCCAUUUUGAAACACUAGCUGGGAAUGCAUACGCUUGUGAAUUUAUGGAGCAGCAUAUUGACAGCACAUCUACUGCUUUCUUGCGAACAAAGACUUAGAUAUCCAUUUUCUUAUUGCCAUUUGGUCUCCAGAUAAAACAUUUAUCAAAGAUUUGUGUGUUGAUGUAAAAAGAGAACAAACCAAACAAAAUUUUUUUGGGGGGGUUUUCCAGCUACAACUGGCAAUAGUAAUGCAUUGAAAUUAAGUGCAUUACACAUUUUCACACACCCUUGAAAUUACAAAUUUUUUAAAUAAAAACUGAACUCAUAAAUGUGUCACACAAGAAAACAGGAGAUGAAAUCAAGUCAUUUGCCCUGACCACUGAAUCAGAGUUUUAUUUGCAAGGCAUUCUGACAGUUUGAUAUAAAAAAUAUAGCUCCAUCAAGGAUUCAUGUUUGUGGAGGAAGAGGCAGGCCCGGUUCUACGAGGGUGCUCAAACAAUAUCAAUAGCACCCUCAGUUACAGCUGUCUAAUGGAAUUGCAGAUUUGGCAAACUAUCCAGUGCGCUAUGGUUUGCGCUCUGGAGAUCGGUUUCUAUUUCAAAGUGUUUUUGCAGCAUUGAGCAAUGUAGCCAAUCGCAGCCAUAUCUGUUGAUUUUUUUCAAUCAGAGGCAUUUAAGUUAGAAUCCACUCACCGCUCAAAUCGACCCAGAGUUUUUGUUCAGGUAUUGUGUUCAGCAUGAAUCAUCUCAUUAUAACAAAAUUUUGUAAAUAAGAGAUUCGUUGUGCAGCAUAGAGAACUUCAUUGAUUAUAACGUAUCGUUGUUAGAUCGCGAUGAACUAAGAUGAGUGACAGCUUUUAGUGAUUAUAAACGGAGCACUCUUUUUAAUAUAUAGCCUAGCCCAGGGGUAGGCAACGUUGGUCCUGGAGUACCACUGUCCUGUAGAGUUUUAAUCAAACACACCUGAACAAGCUAAUCAAGGCCUUCAGGAUUACUAAGGCUACAGGCAGGUGAGGUUUUUUUCAGGGUUGGAGCUAAACUCUGCAGGACAUCAGCACUCCAGGACUGAUGUUGCCUACCCCACCCUCAGUGAUUUGAUUCUGGAGCCAGGCCUGGGAAGAGGCAAGCCUGUCCGAACUUCCCCCAAUGCUUCCUUUGUAAAUUUGCAUAUGCAGAUAUUCCUGGCAUCUGGUUCCUCCUCCAUGUUACACAUUCUCAUAUGUUGUAGGCCACAUAUACAGGGUCCGGCUGGUCAGCGAGGAAGCUGUCCCACAAGUGCAUGCGCUGCUUCUCCCCUCUGGAGUUGAUAAUGACUCCAGGGUCCACCAUCACAACAACCCCCACUAUGAGAUAGUGCUCUUCCAGAACCACGUUGGUCACCAGAGCAACAAGAUCCACCAAGAGAUUUUUCCAUGUGAACAUAGCACUAGCACGCGCAUAUUUGUGUCACGCCCACUAGCACGACACAAGCUCUGAUGCCUCGGUUCAAAUGUCACAUCAUUACCCAUAGGAAAAAUGUAUUGCUCAGUGGUUGCUUUUCCUAAGCUCAGGAGACUUACAGUAGAUGAGAUUAUCAUAUAUAUCUCUUAUUUUAGUAUCAACAUCAUUUCAGAUGUUUCUCCUAAAAUUCCUUAGGAGAAAUAGAAGUAGACACAAAUGAGACAUGAGAAAUAUCUGAGAAACAAAGAGUCAAAACUGAGAAUGUGGUGGAAGAAACAGAAUAUCUCUUUAUUGUCUUGCUGCAAUCUCCAUUAUAGGAAUAUUUUAUUGCUCAGUGGUUGCUCUUUCUAACUUCAGGAGACCUAGUUCUCAUGUAUUUCUCAUUUUGGUCUGAACAGUGUCUCAGAUAUUUCUGAAUGAAUGAAUGAAUGAUGCAUUUAUA
Onychostoma macrolepis is the source of this 16088-nucleotide messenger RNA. Its product is annotated as sacsin-like. The record is from RefSeq and is a predicted model, not a curated record. Lineage: Eukaryota; Metazoa; Chordata; Actinopteri; Cypriniformes; Cyprinidae.